Chironomus riparius is the source of this 2664-nucleotide messenger RNA. Lineage: Eukaryota; Metazoa; Arthropoda; Insecta; Diptera; Chironomidae. The record is from the annotation of a GenBank genome assembly.
AUGAAUGCUUGCAGAUCUUUUAUUCAAAAGUUAAGGACAUUGCCAAUUACUAAUUACGCUCGUGGAUUAGUUGUAUGUUUUUCAGUUUCCAGCUUAAUUUUCUAUGGAAAUGAGUGUUAUGUAAAGUUGAAAGUCAUACCAGAAGUUCUAGUAAAUGAAAAACUAGUCAAUAGCUGGACAAUUCCAUUUCCUGCAGUUACAAUAUGUGCACCAUUGUUGGCAAGAAGUGAAAAGUUGAACUUAACAAAGUGUCAAGAAAAAUUGGAACGUCUUGAAAGUCUGGAUGAAAGUGAUGUGAUUAAAUUGAUGGCAUAUGCACACAUAUGUCCAAUAAAAAGUGUAGUUUCAAUACUGGCAAACGAAAGUCCUGAAUCGGAUGUAGAUCAAAGUGAUGUUUUGGAUGAAAUGUCAUUGAAAAUUGAUGACUUAAUUAUCUGUCCAGUCAGCAAUGUGAUUUCAUGCGAGAACAUUUACAUUCGGUCAUUAACUGAUUAUGGUUAUUGCUUUACUUUCAAUAUGGUUGGAUACCAAGAAGUAUUUAAUGAAGGAAUCAGCAAAAGUUUCGAUGGCUACAAGCGCACCAAAAUCCUUAAAUCAUUUGAUGAUCCUAACAAUUUAAGUUUUCAUGAUGAUGUGAACAUCUCAACUGAUUCAAGUUGGACACUUGAGCAAGGAUAUCCAUUAAAUGUUAAUUUUCCAGAUCCUUUGCCAGCAACAAGAGGACAAUCUUUAAAGACUCAAUUGAAAAUUCACAAAAAUGACACCGCAAACUUUUGUCAAGCUAGAAGCAACAUGAUAAUUUUGUGCCUACAUCUCCCAAAUGAAAUACCAACUGCAAUCCAUUUAAAUCAUUUUUAUGAAUUGGACAAGAUUAAUGCGCUUAAAAUUUCAGCAGAAAUAAAGCAAAAUGAUGAAACCUUAAAACGUUUUGAUCUUAAGGAACGUGGAUGCUACUUUAAUGGAGAAAUGAGCUUGAAGUUCUUCAAAUCCUACACAAAAAUCAACUGCGAAUAUGAAUGCUUGAUUAAUUUCACAUACGAGCAAUGUGGCUGCGUUAAACUGUCAAUGCCAAGAUCAGAAGACAUGCGAGUAUGCAAAGUAAAUGAUAUCUUAUGUUUUUCACAAGUUGACUAUUCCUGGCCGAGCAAUUUCUUUAAAAAUCCUAAACGACACACAAAUAUACAAGACUUUCCAUGCGGCUGCAUGCCAUCGUGCACACAAAUUAAUUAUAAAAUUGUUGGUGGAGUUUCUGUUAAAACUGGACAAACUAGCAAACCUCCAAAUGAUGAAGAUUUAAGCAAACUCCUUGCACUAUCUCAUGUCUGCAUCGACAACUUUAAUGAUUUAUCAUCAGUGUCUGGAAAUAAAACACGGGAUAUAGAUGUUUCAGCUAUUCUUAAUCAAAUUUCACCUAAAUUUGAUGAUGUUUUCAGCGAUUGUUCAAUUGAUGACCCACAAAAGUGUGAGCAUGUGUUUACUCAAUCACUUACUGACUAUGGCUACUGCUACAGCUUUAACAUGCAAGGAUAUCACUCGAUAUUUAAUGAUGGCAUCAGUAAGGAUUUUGAUUCCUAUAAACAAAAAAGCAUUUUAAAGUCCUUCAAUCCAAAAGCUGAAAUAGUGUUUCAUGAUGACGAAAAUGAUCCAGAACCUUCAUAUUGGUCACUUGAAAGGGGAUAUAAUGCUGAUGAUUGCUUUGUAAAACCAGUAAGAGCUAAAAGAGGCCGAGCAAUUACUGCAGAAUUAAAGAUGAAAUUGUCUGAUAUUCAUAAUCUUUGCACAAGUAGAGGUUCCAUGUUCAUUGUAUUUGUGCAUCUACCUAAUGAACUGCCAACAAUCAUGCAUUCUGAGAAGCUGUUCAAGCUAACAACAGCAAACUUACUCAAAAUUACUGCAAAAGUUAAGCAAAAUGAUGUGACAUUAAAGAACUUCCGGCUAGAGAAACGUGGAUGCUACUUUGAAGGAGAACAGAGCCUUAAAUUCUUCAGAUCGUACACAAAGAUCAACUGUGAGUACGAAUGUCUGAUCAAUUUUACAUACAUGCAAUGUAACUGUGUCAAAGUGUCAAUGCCGAGAACUGACAGCAUGAAAGUAUGCAACUAUGAAGACAUAGAUUGUUACCAGACAAUUGCAAAAUCUUGGCCCAAUGUCUACUUUACACAUUAUAAGCAUCAAGAAGAUUUUUCUGAUUUUCCAUGCCAUUGCAUGCCACUUUGCACGCAGAUUAAGUAUGUCAUUACUGAUAAAACUUCUGUUCAGGAGAGGAAUCUUAAUGAUGGAUAUGUCUACUCAACAAUAUCAAUCUGGUUUGAAGAUUCUCAAAUCUUAAGAAGAACGAACUAUGUCACUUAUAAGCUACAAAACUUUAUGUCUGAUAUUGGUGGUUUAAUCGGUUUGUUCUUAGGAUUCUCUUUGUUGUCUUUGUUUGAGUUGAUUUUAAGGAUUUGCACAUUCUUGACAAGAGUUAUUGAUGGAUUGAGAUGCAGAAUUAAGUUAAAAUCUGAGAAUCCUAGUAGUGAUGACAACUUAACUGAAGUUAUUUCUGUUAAGGAAUUCACAUUGAUUGGAAGUGGGUCUGGUGGAAUUGAUCAGAAUGAAAGUAUUUUCAUUUUACCAGGUCAUGUAAAUUCAUCUUUGGAGAUUGAAGAUAUAGAAGAUUACUAA